UUGCAGUACUAAUUAAUUAGCAGUAGUAGUACUGAUUUAUCGCAUGCUUAAUUGUCAUUAAUUGUAAGGGAUGUUAGAUGCAUGGGGAGAUGGGGGAGAAACAAACCAAAACCAUGCAAAUCAUUAGGGGUAGUCCCGUCAUUUCACUCGCAACCAAUCAUAUUCCUCUAACCUUCUGCACCGAUAAAAACAAAACCCAAAACCUCUUAUAAACCUCGCUCCCCCUCCCCACAUCCAAGCCCUCUCUCUCUUUCUGUUUCUGUUUCUCUCUCUCUCUCUCUCACUCUCACUCUCUUUCUGCUCUGCGAUUCUCUAAACUUUCAAUGGCAGACCCAGCUAUCUACGACUUCCUAAACCAUCCCACCAAUGCUUCCUCAAAACCCACCAGAAAGCCAACACAGAGACAGCCCAUGACAGCUUCCUCGUCUCGCUUAUUCCCUUGCCUCUACUGCCCUCGCAAGUUCUACACCUCCCAAGCUCUCGGUGGUCACCAAAAUGCCCACAAGCGCGAGCGAGCUGCCCUUCGCAGAAGCUACCCCACUGACCGCUUGGCUAGCUCUCUCCUCCAGACCGAACCGCCUGCAAACCCGGUCCCACCUUUUGUGGAACAGUUUUGGCUCGACCCCAUUCAGUCCACCCACCACUUUAACCGCGCCUCAACCUCAGUUCCUCUUGGUGGCCUUCAUGGAAAUGCAACUCCAGAAGCUCUCUCUCCAGUCUCCUCUGAUGCUACUCAUGACCACGUAAACCUUGACCUCACCCUUCGCUUAUAAAUGUCUCUAGCUUUUAAGACAAACCAAAACAAACUUAAUGAAGUGUUUUCUUCGUUAUUUUUCCCCCUGUUGCUAACCUUUUGGGAGUAGUUCUGGUUUGGUGGGUUUUGAACCCUUGAAGUGAGUAAUUAAGAAGUGAGAGUACGUUGAAAUAGAGAGGCUUUUAGCUAAUGGGAGAAAGAGUUGGAGGGGAGGCUUUUGCUUUGCGUAUAAGAAGGUGAUGGAGGGAUUGAUGAUCAGUUUAAGGGGUUUUUUUCGGGGAUUAGUUUUAAAGUUGAUUCAGAAUUGGUAGUUUUACAUAUCUAUUUAUGAUGUGUUUGUUUGGGUUUUGGAACUCUGGAAUAUUGACAUGUUUAUUUGGCUUUAAGUUUUGAAGUUGAUGCAUCUUAUGCUCUGAUC
Messenger RNA from Carya illinoinensis, 1172 nucleotides. RefSeq names its product zinc finger protein KNUCKLES. Bases 324 to 773 code for a protein of 149 amino acids. Gene Ontology annotation, biological process: negative regulation of abscisic acid-activated signaling pathway. Lineage: Eukaryota; Viridiplantae; Streptophyta; Magnoliopsida; Fagales; Juglandaceae. The transcript has a single exon. The record is from RefSeq and is a predicted model, not a curated record.